AUGGCCAACGCUCCCCACGGUGGUGUCCUCAAGGACCUGAUUGCCCGCGAUGCUCCUCGCCAGGACCAGCUCAUCGCUGAGGCUGAGACUCUCCCCGCUAUUGUGCUCUCUGAGCGCCAGCUGUGUGAUCUCGAGUUGAUCAUGAACGGUGGUUUCUCUCCUCUGGAGGGUUUCAUGAACCAGGCCGAUUACAACGGUGUCUGCGAGGACUGCCGCCUUGCUGAUGGCAACGUCUUCUCUAUGCCCAUUACCCUCGACGUCAACAAGCAGACCAUCGACGAGAACAAGCUGAAGGCCGGUUCCCGCAUUACCCUGCGCGAUUUCCGUGACGAGCGCAACCUCGCCAUCCUGACCAUUGACGAUAUCUACCGCCCCGACAAGACCAAGGAGGGCAAGCUCGUCUUCGGUGGUGACCCUGAGCACCCCGCCAUCAAGUACCUGAACGAGACCGCUCAGGAGUUCUACAUUGGUGGUAAGAUUGACGCUGUCAACAAGCUUAACCACUACGACUAUGUCGCUCUGCGCUACACUCCCGCCGAACUCCGUGUUCACUUCGACAAGCUGGGCUGGUCCCGCGUUGUCGCUUUCCAGACCCGUAACCCCAUGCACCGUGCUCACCGUGAGCUGACCGUUCGCGCUGCUCGCUCCCGCCAGGCCAAUGUCCUGAUUCACCCCGUUGUCGGUCUCACCAAGCCCGGUGACAUUGACCACUUCACCCGCGUCCGCGCCUACCAGGCUCUUCUGCCCAGCUACCCCAACGGCAUGGCCGUCCUGGGUCUGCUCGGUCUUGCCAUGCGUAUGGGUGGUCCCCGUGAGGCCAUCUGGCACGCCAUUAUCCGUAAGAACCACGGUGCUACCCACUUCAUUGUUGGUCGUGACCACGCUGGUCCCGGUAGCAACUCCAAGGGUGAGGACUUCUACGGUCCUUAUGAUGCCCAGCACGCCGUCGAGAAGUACAAGGAUGAGCUCGGUAUCGAGGUCGUUGAGUUCCAGAUGGUCACCUACCUGCCCGACUCCGACGAGUACCGCCCCGUCGACCAGGUCCCCCAGGGUGUCAAGACCCUCAACAUCUCCGGCACUGAGCUGCGCCGCCGUCUGCGCUCCGGCGCCCACAUCCCCGAGUGGUUCUCCUACCCCGAGGUUGUCAAGAUUCUGCGCGAGUCUAACCCUCCCCGCGCUACCCAGGGUUUCACUGUCUUCCUGACCGGUUACAUGAACUCCGGCAAGGACGCCAUUGCCCGUGCUCUCCAGGUGACUCUCAACCAGCAGGGUGGCCGCUCCGUCUCCCUCCUGCUCGGUGACACUGUCCGUCACGAGCUCUCCUCCGAGCUGGGCUUCACCGCCGAGGACCGCCACACCAACAUCCAGCGCAUUUCUUUCGUCGCCUCUGAGCUGACCCGCGCCGGUGCCGCCGUCAUCGCCGCCCCCAUCGCUCCUUACGAGCGCUCCCGCAAGUACGCCAAGGACGCUGUCUCCCAGGCCGGUCAGUUCUUCCUUGUCCACGUUGACACUCCCCUCGAGUACUGCGAGAAGACCGACAAGCGCGGUAUCUACGAGCGUGCCCGCCGUGGUGAGAUCAAGGGCUUCACUGGUGUCGAUGACCCCUAUGAGGCUCCCACCAACGCCAACCUCACUGUCGAUGCCUCCAAGCAGAGUGUCCGCAGCAUCGUGCACGAGAUCAUCCUCAUGCUCGAGACUGAGGGCUACUUCGAGCGCAACUAG
Molecule: messenger RNA, 1722 nt
Organism: Penicillium pulvis
Lineage: Eukaryota; Fungi; Ascomycota; Eurotiomycetes; Eurotiales; Aspergillaceae
Gene: sC
Product: sulfate adenylyltransferase
Exons: 5
Coding region: 1-1722 (573 amino acids)
Biological process (GO): sulfur amino acid metabolic process
Cellular component (GO): cytoplasm
Molecular function (GO): sulfate adenylyltransferase (ATP) activity; ATP binding; adenylylsulfate kinase activity
Source: RefSeq, a predicted model, not a curated record